Cotesia congregata is the source of this 2166-nucleotide messenger RNA. The record is from the annotation of a GenBank genome assembly. NCBI's taxonomy places the organism in Eukaryota, Metazoa, Arthropoda, Insecta, Hymenoptera, Braconidae.
AUGGAUAAUAAUUAUAGCUUAUCUUCAAAAAUAUUUUUAAGUAAUUCUAUGAGCAAGAAUAACAGAAUAUGUGGACAGAUAAUUAUGGCGUCUUCUGCGGAUAUUGCUACGGCGCGGAUGCGAGCAUAUUUAAAUUUACCAUUAUUAGAACGUUGUAAAGAAUUGGCAGUGUUUAUAGUUGAAUCUAGCACAACAGAAUUGCAGCAUGUUUUUCCUAUUCUUAUUGAUUCAAUUUUUGGCAUAACAAAUAAUUACUACAUCUUCCACUUUGCCUUCCACUUAACAAAUCCAUGGCUGCAACUCAACCAGAGUGAGGAUGUUUGGAUGAAUUGGGAAACAGUUUAUGUUCAGCUAGCUCACUUAUAUUUAUACCAUUUCCUACCUCAAGACGAUUCUCCAGUGCUGCCCAUAAUUGGGCCGUAUGUACGAACGACUCCUCCACGAAAAUUAAUGCAGUCGCCAGAUUUAAAAAGACUGCAAACUCCUCGACUUCUGAGGACUUCUAUCUUAUCUCCAGUCUCAUCUCCACCUUCAGGAGUUCCUCAGCAGCAAUGCUUGCCGCAAGUUUGGCGGAGUGAGACUGUUGUUCAAGUAUUUUUAGAUUUCUGGUUGGAAUAUACAGAAGAAGACAAGCUGAUUUCUCAAUUAAGUCCUUCUUUAUCUUCAUCUUUACCGAGGAGAAACAGCAUUCAUUCUGGAGAGCACAUUCGCUUGGUUCGUGCGUUUAUAAAAACAUUGCACGGAUUUUCAAACAGUAUAACAGGUAGCAAAAGUGCAAUGGAUGAAUUGAAAAGGAUAAUAGUACCCUCGAUACAAGGAAAAAUUUACAUAUUUUUAAGGCAAGCUAUUUUUCACUGGCCACUAGAUAGUUCCUUCAGACUUAUUCUAGAAGCUUGGCUCAGCUUCAUCCAACCUUGGAGGUAUAUUCCAGAGUUUAGAAUUACGAAAAGUACAACUGCUGAAGAAGACAGGGGGAAAAUUUCUGAUCCGUCUUAUUGGAUGCCGUUUGUUGCUAAUAAUUUGCUAGCUUAUACUGGUAUUUUUCAGCAACUAUUACCGAGAUUUAUGCGCACUGAUCUGGUAGCUCCGAAAAAUGCUUUGAUGCUCUUUAGAGUUACCAAAGUAUUUUCUCAGCCACAUCUGGCGUUUAUGUUAGCUGAAGCUGAAGGUUGUAUUAAUGAUUCAAAUAUUAGUCGAGGUAAAUUAUCUUCAAGUCAGUGGAAUAAUAUUAUUAGGCAACAAAUUGUUGAACUGGAAGGUCCUUCGUAUCAAUAUGUUCCAAUGUUUUCCGCUGCUUCAUCAGCUCAGAUUACAAAACUUUUGAGUACAAUCAAACAAGCUUAUCUCACAGCAAUUAGUAUAAUUGAAGCUUUAGAGAAAAGACGGAGAGAAAGGAAGUUUUUUAAAUCUUUGUGGGAAUUUUUCAACGGUGAUGAAUGUACUGAUGAUGAUAUUGGUUUGAUUGAAAGGAAACGAGUACCAGGAUUAUUAUCUAACGCACAACAACAAUUAAUUGAUAUAUUUGAAUUAGGAGAUAUACCCGAAGCUUGCAUCGCAGCUGAUAAAGAAUAUCAUGAUAGUAUUUUAUUUACAUCUUUCUGUCAUCAAUCACACAUGAAUUCCAGCACGGAUUCUAAUCGACCGGGAGAGUUUGUACUGGUUCGAAACGCACAUCAAAAUUGCAAAUGUAUGGAAUACAUGGGAGACCCGGAAUUAAAACCUGUACAAUCUAACGAAUCUGCAUUUCUUGUACGCUUAUUGUAUAAUUUUUGUCAAUUUAUUAACAAUAAGUACGAAGCAAAGAUAAUAUCAAUGUACAAUAGGGAUGAUUUUAUUGGACGAAUCGCAAGAAAAAUUCUUCAACCACCAACAACAGUCAUCCAAUUACCAAAACGCACACCAGCAGGAUUUUUAUCAAGAGAAGAACAUCGUCUUCCACCGAGACUGUCUUUAAGAUUCAUCGCUAGACAUGAUUUCAGUGUACUGAUGAUUUUUGGUGCCUUCAUAUUUUGUCUCAUGGGCUUUAGUGUCCCUUUUUUUGUAUGCUUUUCGUGGUUUUUGUGGGUAGUUUAUAUACUGAUCGGAGCAGCUUGUGAGCCUUGGGUUUCUAGAUUUCAUAAUGAUAGACUGAGGAGACCCAGUUUGUCAAAUUUUACUACAAACUAA